Molecule: messenger RNA, 1815 nt
Organism: Menidia menidia (Atlantic silverside)
Lineage: Eukaryota; Metazoa; Chordata; Actinopteri; Atheriniformes; Atherinopsidae
Source: the annotation of a GenBank genome assembly
UAUCAAGUUAUAGUACACUUCAGUAAGCUCUUACGAAUGUUCGCAUACCUUCAUCAAGCUGUAUCAUAUGCCUACAAAGCACAUUCCAGGGGCUUAAAGGCUACAUUCCCACUGUAGCCUAAAGGGUCCAAUUCUUUUCCCCUUAUGCGACCUGUGUCCUCAGUGACAGAAAAUAAAGUCGUUCAUACGACGUUUAUUUUGAAAGGUGUUGACAACAAUGGAAGACCCACUCGUAACUUCCGGUGGCGGCAAAACAAACGCAGCUCCGUCAGUCAAAAACUUACGAAACUGAGCCCAUGGAGCUUCGUUUCUCCGCUGGGUCGCUCGUGGGCUCGGUUGCUGCGUGAGGCGGGCAUUUGAGUCCAUUUGGGAUGUCUGUAGUGACCGUCCAGCUCGGUCAGUGCGGUAACCAGGUGGGCCAGGAGCUGUUUGACGUCCUCUGUAGCGACGCGCAGGAGGGCCAGAGGAAAAGCUACAGGGCGGCCAGCUGCGAGCGCUUCUUUCACCAGACAGCACAUGGAGAACUCGAAGCCAGGGCGGUACUGGUCGACAUGGAGCCCAAAGUGAUCAACCACAGCCUGGCCAAGGCUGCCAGGUCCGGAAGGUGGAGGUAUGGAGAGACCUCCCAUUUCAGCCAGAAGCAGGGUGCUGGAAACAACUGGGCCAAUGGGUAUUGUGUCCUCGGCCCACGUCACAGGGAGGCGGUGGAGGAGCUGGUGAGGAGAGAGGUGGAGCGCUGCGACAGACUGGCCGGGCUCAUGCCCAUAAUGAGCGUAGCAGGGGGGACGGGGUCCGGGGUGGGAACGUACACAACUCAGUGCCUGAGAGACAUCUACCCUACCUCCUUCAUCCUCAACCACCUCACUUGGCCCUAUGGGACUGGAGAGGUGAUCGUCCAGAACUAUAACUCCGUCCUGACGCUGGCGCACCUCUACCAGCUGUCCGACUCCAUCCUGGUCCACGAGAAUGACACCGUGCACAGGGUCUGCGGCCAGCUGCUCAACAUCAAACAGAUCUCUUUCGGUGAUGUCAACCGGGUCAUCGCUCACCAGCUGGGAGGCGUCCUGCAGCCCGCGCUCACCCCUGACUCACACGGAGCGCACAGCCGCAACCCUCUCGGGGAGCUGGUGGCCGCUCUCGCCUGCCACCCGGAGUACAAGCUGCUCAGCGUGUGUUCGGUCCCUCAGAUGCCCAGUUCCUCCAUAGCCUACAGCACCUUCAGCUGGCCAGGGCUGCUCAGGCCUCUACGACAGAUGCUCAUCUCUAAUGCCAAGAUGGAAGAAGGCCAGUUUAGUAUAGACUGGCAGGUGCGUCCGCCGGCAGAAUCUGGGCGGAGCAAAUGUCUCCCAGGAAGCGGCGUCAACACUUCGCUGGCCAACCUGCUGGUACUGAGGGGGAAGGACGUCUACAGCGCUGAGACAGGCGGCUUUGAAGAGCCAUCCAUAUACACCCCCUGGCUCUCCCCAGACGAGGCUUUCACCGUGUGGAAAUCCCCAGUUCCCUUUGAUAAGUAUGAAAAGUCUGCUACGUUGGUCAGUAACAGCCAGGCCCUGCUCAGGUCUCUGGAUGACAUUGUGAGAAAGGCGUGGAAUAUGUUUGCCUCCAGAGCCUAUAUACAUCAGUAUGCCAAAUUUGGCAUCUCAGAAGAGGACUUUUUGGACAGCUUCACACAUCUGGAGCAGGUUGUCUCCAGCUACAGUCAGCUAUAGUGCUAGCAGCGGGGAAAUAUAUCUCUGGAUUUAAACAGUAUAUAUUUAUAUUGGAUUUUGUCUUAAAUUAACAUGUAAAUAAAAUAGUUCUUGCACUUUAAGAGGA